Heteronotia binoei (common prickly gecko) is the source of this 1877-nucleotide messenger RNA. It is a transcript of the gene MEMO1, whose product is annotated as mediator of cell motility 1. NCBI's taxonomy places the organism in Eukaryota, Metazoa, Chordata, Lepidosauria, Squamata, Gekkonidae. The record is from RefSeq and is a predicted model, not a curated record. The coding region runs from base 472 to 1365 and encodes 297 amino acids. The transcript is spliced from 9 exons.
UUUUUAGAUGACUGCCCAAUAGGAGGUCGCGAUUGGAUACGUCAAGCAAAUAGGAAAAGCGGAGUCCAAUUGCUGGAGAGUUUUUGCUUUCUUCUGUCCAAUGGAAAGCUACUCUGGUAAAGUCCCUGUGCCACAGGAGCCGAGUUAGGCCAAACCCGGCGGCUGCUGCCUGUUCUUUUGAGUUUCGCUCAGGGGGGCAGUUAUUGCUUUGGCCUUUGUCCCCCUCGGGCUUUCCUUUCUGCCGCCUUCCCUUCUUAUCCUGUCCCCCAAGCCCGGUGGGCCUUCCGGCCGUUUCUACCCCCGCCCUGUGUGCCGUUUCCCUUAUUUGCCAGCCAGCGGUGCCUCCGGCACCGCCGCCCCCCCCCUCGCGGGGGCUCGGGCUCUGCUGGGGGAGGAGGGGGAUUAACGCCGCCGCAGCCGGACUCGCCUCCUUCUCCUCUCCCCAACACCAUAGGCGGCUCAGGCACCAAGAUGUCCAACCGAGUGCUCUGCCGGGAGGCCAGCCACGCCGGCAGCUGGUACACGGCCUCAGGACCUCAGCUGAGUGCGCAGCUAGAAGGUUGGCUUUCUCAAGUACAAUCUACAAAAAGACCUGCUAGAGCCAUUAUUGCACCACAUGCAGGUUACACAUACUGUGGGUCUUGUGCAGCUCAUGCUUAUAAACAAGUGGAUCCUUCAAUCACACGGAGAAUCUUCAUUCUUGGGCCCUCCCAUCAUGUGCCCCUUUCCCGAUGUGCACUUUCUAGUGUGGAUAUAUAUAGAACCCCACUAUAUGAUCUGCGAAUUGAUCAAAAGGUUUAUGCAGAUCUAUGGAAGACAGGAAUGUUUGAACGCAUGUCUCUGCAAACAGAUGAAGAUGAACACAGUAUUGAAAUGCAUUUGCCUUAUACUGCUAAAGCCAUGGAAAGCCAUAAGGAUGAGUUUACCAUCGUUCCUGUAUUGGUCGGGGCACUGAGUGAGACGAAAGAACAGGAAUUUGGAAAACUCUUCAGCAAAUAUUUAGCAGAUCCUUGUAAUCUUUUUGUGGUUUCCUCAGACUUCUGCCAUUGGGGCCAGCGGUUCAGAUACAGUUACUAUGAUGAGUCUCAAGGAGAGAUUUAUAGAUCCAUUGAACACCUAGAUAAAAUGGGUAUGAGCAUUAUAGAGCAGCUUGAUCCUGUGUCCUUUAGCAAUUACUUGAAGAAAUACCAUAAUACAAUAUGUGGAAGACAUCCCAUUGGUGUUUUACUAAAUGCUAUUACAGAGCUCCAGAAGAAUGGAAUGAACAUGAGCUUCUCAUUUUUGAAUUAUGCCCAGUCAAGCCAGUGUCGAAACUGGCAAGACAGCUCAGUGAGUUACGCAGCAGGAGCACUAAUGGUCCACUGAACCUCUGACUACUCAGGGAUGACACCUGCACACUAUGGGGUCCCAGCCUUGCCCUUACAAAGAUGCAGUUCCUGGUCUUUGGGUAUACUGAAACCUCAAACUAAUAGAACUCUUCUUUUUCUAGUAGGUGUAGUCCUUCCUUAGUUACAACUCAUUUUAAAAUGCUUUCUUGUUUAGGACAAGGGAAGGAAGGCUGGUGUCAAAAUGUUGUGACUUCUAAAAACCAGUGGCUAUAAAGGUAUGGUGCCAGACGGUCCUUACAAAUACAACAUGUAAAGCAUUUACCACAUCCCAGAUUUGCACUCUGCAGACCUGUGCACAUGUACUCUGCUUUCAGAAUAGUUUUGCAAGUUGUAAACAGAGAAGGGUGGAAGCUUUUUAAUAAAAAAAAUGCAUUUAUAAAAGAUCCUGUAAUAGAAUAUAAUAAAAUCCCAGUAUAGUCAAUUACUACCCGUGUUGUACAACAGAUAUCUUCUAUUUUAGUUGCUAAUAAAGGGCUGCACAAACCAAAA